Pyricularia oryzae 70-15 is the source of this 189-nucleotide messenger RNA. RefSeq lists its product as uncharacterized. The transcript is spliced from 2 exons. Bases 1 to 189 code for a protein of 62 amino acids. Lineage: Eukaryota; Fungi; Ascomycota; Sordariomycetes; Magnaporthales; Pyriculariaceae. The record is from RefSeq and is a predicted model, not a curated record.
AUGUCUGACGGGCGGUCCACGGAGUUCAAAUUCCAAGUAAUGCCAGUGGCUUGGGUGGAUAUAGCCCGCAACACACCCCGCCGGUCCAUUGGCGGUCCCAUUCAUAACGCCGUUAACAGGCGCGGUAGCGGAAUGCCUUUUGGAAACUACUUCUUUUCGAGCAUCACCAAAUGGAAACACGUAGACUAA